UCACACAACUUUAUACAUAUCUAAAUAUGUAUAACCACAUAUUACAUAAUUCUAUAUAUAGCUACCUACGUACACACACUUGAAAUCUACUUACUUUUAUACAUAAAAAUCUUAUACGUCCGCAUGUGUAUAACCUCAUCUGUGCCUACCCAUUCAAGCAAAACAUAUCUGUAUCCAUAUUAUUAUAGAUAUACCUUAUACACACCUAUUCAUAUAUAUGCAUGAAACUUUACAAACACUUUUCGGAAUAAAACUGGAUAUCAUCCAUCAAAAUUUUAAAUUAAUCAUUUAAAACAAUAAAUCAUUUUAUAAAAAUAUGAAGACCCUGAAAUUUUGGCUACUGUUAAAACAAUUUUUUCGUUUGCAAAAUAAAAGUACGUGUGUUAAUACCAGAUAAUUAUUAUUUAUUAUUAUUUUCUUGUUUUAUGGACAACAAAUUUUUACUUGGACACGUGGUACCCGGUUGUUGGAGUCACCACGCGCGUGUCAAGGAAGCUGCCACGCGCUGCCGCGCACCACCGUCGGAAGCAGCAUGCGCCGACGCGAGUGACUCGGAAUUGCCACGAGAAUCGCGGCACGGCCAGAUCCGAAACUGAUCUCGUCGAAGCUGCCGUGAUCGGGCCUCUAUGCGAUCCAGUAACCGUGGAUCUGUCUUCUCGCUGCCGCGCCGCACAUACCUGGAGCGCAAUCCGUCGCGCUGGUUCCUCUCUUCUGCUGCGCGCACGGUCGCGCCGUUACUCUGAUCGCCUCCCCUCCGCCACGCGCACAGGCUGAUCGCGCGGUGCUCUCUGGUUGCGCCGCAGAUCUGGCCCUCCGCAAUCGCGCGCGCCGACCUUCUUCUUCUUCUUCUUCUUCUUCUCCUUCUCCAUCUCCUUCUUCGUAUUCGUCUUCUUCUUCUUCUUCUUCUUCUUCUUCUCUCCUCCGCCGCAUCUCCCUCCCGCUGCGUCUUCCUUCCCUGCCGUGCCCUCUUUCACGCCGCUUCUAUUCUUCUUGUUUUUUUGUUUAGGAUUCCUUUUCUUUUAAUAUUUAUUUGUCAUUUAUUUAUUCAUUGACAUAUAUAUAUAUAUUUCGGGAUGUUACACGGCGUAUAUACACAAGCAAAAUUUUCAAAAGGCCUCUCUAUAGCCUGACACCGCAGAGCUCAGCUGCUGAUUUUCUUGAUCUUCGACCCUGGAUUCUCGGCUUAAUCACAGGGAUCUCUCUUAUAUCUUUCUGGGUCCUCACAGAUACGUAUCCAUUUUCAUGAUGUUCCAGGAAAGACUCUAUUUUUCGGUUUGAUUUUUUCGUUUCCUCUUCAAUUGGUGAUUUCUCGAACUGUGUAUAUCUAUGGCUGUUAAGGGAGUAAAUCUGUAGCAUUCAGAAUUUAGAAAGGGAUGAUUGUUUGAUUCGAUAUGCUUCGGUUUAGGAUUUUCUGCUGAUUUAUUUUGCAUGUAAAAAGAGGAAUUACGAGUUCUGAAGUUUAGCGCAGAGAUUAUAACUUAUUUCCCCAAGGAAUAGGGACGGGAAGGAACUGACACUCAGUUGGCUUAAAUUUUUUGCCCUGCGUAUUGUAACAUUCAAAUUUUUUAGUCGGAAUGCAGAUUCAAAGAUUUUCAGUUGCGAAUUACACCAUUGUUGCUCCUCCAAAUUUCUCGUCCUCUCCCCACAUUUCCACCGCAAUCCCACAUAACCCCUCAAUCCUUGCACUCAAUCGAACUUGCAAUGCUGGGUUUUGCAAUUCACUGCGAAGGGUAACCAAAUUGCAGACUAGUUCGAGAAGAUACGGCAGUUUGAUUAUGGCGAGUUCUGGAGAGGUAAAAGACGAUAGGUUCUAUAUGAGGAGAUGCGUGGAGCUGGCGAGGAAGGCCGUUGGAUACACAAGUCCCAAUCCAAUGGUGGGUUGUGUUAUAGUGAAAGAUGGGAAGAUUGUUGGUGAGGGGUUUCACCCUAAAGCUGGUCAACCUCAUGCGGAGGUAUUUGCUCUGCGAGACGCUGGUAGUUUGGCUGAGGGGGCCACAGCAUAUGUGAGCCUAGAGCCCUGUAAUCACUUUGGUAGAACUCCACCAUGUACUGAAGCUCUGAUCAAAACCAAGGUGAAAAAAGUGGUGGCGGGAAUGGUGGACCCAAACCCGAUUGUUGCUUCAAAAGGGGUGAAUAGAUUGAGAGAUGCAGGAAUUGAGGUGAUUGUGAGUGUAGAAGAAGAGCUGUGCAAGAGGCUCAAUGAGGCUUAUAUCCAUCAAAUAUUGACAGGGAAGCCCUUUGUUACACUAAGAUAUUCCCUUUCUGUCAAUGGUUGUUUCUUGGACCAGCUUGGUGAAGGAGUUUCAGAAAGUGGAGGAUACUACUCAAAACUACUACAGGAAAAUGAUGCAAUUAUAAUUUCUGGUUCAUUAAAGGAUAAUCUUUCCAUGUUUACGUCGCAAGAACUUGGUGCUAAUCAACCCAUGAAGAUUUUAGUAGCAAGAAAUCCUGAAUGGUCUGGAAUCCAAAUUCCUGAUCUCACCAAAGAAAUGGCUUCCAAAGUGGUAUUGUUUACCAACAAAGGCACAACUCUUGGAAAAGAGAUGGCUCAGAAGGAAAUUGAAAAAGUGGUUUCGGAUCAAAUAACUUUGAGUGCAAUUCUUGAAUCUGUUAGAAACAGGGGAUUGCGCAGUGUUUUGCUGGAUCUGAGGGGGAGUUUCAGCAAUCUGCAAGAGCUUCUUAGAGAGGGUAUUGAGCAAAAUCUGUUGCAAAAAAUUGUGGUAGAGGUAUUGCCUUGGUGGGGUGGAGAUUAUGAUGGAAAUCUUCAGAUGACACUGAAAGAACUGAGGAAAAGACUGAAGUUGAAGAAUUUACAGUCCAAAAUCUCACAUCAGAGUGUUGUGAUUGAGGGAUAUGUUCAAUAAAUAGAAUUGAAUGCCCGUGCUCAUCAGUGUUGCUAUAUUUAUUGGACUUAUUUUUCUUUUCUGGGGGGACAAUAAAGCUCACUACAAUGUUAUUGCAAUUACAUUUAUUAACUUUGUACCAUGGAGUUGCUGUGGAUUUUAUUCUCACAAGCUGGUUAAUUUUGAAGUGGCAGAAUCUUUUUAUGAUACUAAAAACAACUGCUAUUUGCUUCCUUGAUGAGAUGAACAGAAGCAUGAAAUUAAGGGUGUGAUUGAACGGUGAUGAAGGGGCCAAAAAAAGACUCUACAUUGUUAUUAUCCAUCUUUGAGAAGAAGACUCCAGCAUUUUGGGAUGACAGGAUUAUUAGAAGCAAUACUUGAAAUUCUCUUGUUAUCUCCUUGACAAUCAUAGUUUCCUUUGUGAAAUACUCAAUGGUAAACUAAAUGUCGAUUGACAAAUGAUAACUGCUUAAGGUGGUGCACCCUUAAAUCCUCUCAUGUGCCCUUGUUUCUCUUUAUUUGUUUGGAAAUAAUUAAGCAGUGUCUUUAGCAUGUUGUGUUGA
Messenger RNA from Carica papaya (papaya), 3406 nucleotides. RefSeq names its product Cytidine/deoxycytidylate deaminase family protein. The record is from RefSeq and is a predicted model, not a curated record. Gene Ontology annotation, molecular function: diaminohydroxyphosphoribosylaminopyrimidine deaminase activity; zinc ion binding. Lineage: Eukaryota; Viridiplantae; Streptophyta; Magnoliopsida; Brassicales; Caricaceae. Gene Ontology annotation, biological process: riboflavin biosynthetic process.